UUGAUGUUCGAAUAGCUUUAGUGGCUUUCCUUAAGCGUUAUUGAUGCACUAAUCGUUUUAAUGGGUUGUUCUUUUCUUAAAAUGAUAUUCAAAUGCUGUAAAUCCUCCCAAUAUCACCUAACGUUGUGGGUGAACUUCCUGUAUUUGUCGAUUUAAUUUCAUGCUCCCUGCACAUAAAAGCCGCUAAUAUCUUACGUGCUAGCCAGUCAAACAUUUCCAACAUGGAAAGACGGAGCAACUUUAAAUACGAAGAACUAAGAGAAAGUGCUGCAGAAGUCCCGCAUCAAACUCAGAGUCGAGAUGAGAAUGUCGAGUCAGGCGCAACAUCAUCUUCAACGAAUGAAUCAGAAUCCACAGUAAACAUGGGAUACCAUGAUAAACUGGGCGUGGCAUUCUCGGGCGGUGGAAUCCGGUCAGCGGCUUUUUGUUCAGGUGUUCUUCGCAGGCUCCUUAAGAAAGAAGCAGAACCUGAUUAUUUAAGCUGCGUGUCUGGCGGAGGUUACACUGGAAGUGCUUAUGUCCAUUGGAAAUACCGAAAGUCUACGAACAACUUUUUUGAUGAUAUGCGGAAAAAUGCAGGCUAUUUUUGCAAUUAUAAUUGUAAAAAGAAGACUCGUUCUAAAGGUCUCGGUGACUGCGUGCCGUUAUUUUUAUUGCUUCUUUUUGUUGCAAUAAUUUUCCCAAUUUUAGGUUGGGGUUCUCUCGCUAUCCCAAUCGCAUUCAUCAUUAAACUUCUGUAUGGUCAAUUUCUCGAUGGUACGAAGUGUAGGGAUAAUGGUGAUAGUAAAGAUUGUUUAGAACGAAAUCUCCUUUUUUCCCUCUCCUUACUUUUCUUUCUUCUUUUUCAUUUUUUUGAAUAUUGUUGCAAAGGUUGUUCUAAGGAUAAAAAUUACAUUAAGAUGAAGUGGGCUAAGUUGCUUCUUAAACUAGGUCAGUUAAUUUCUGGCGCUACGUUUGCUUUUACCUUUGGGCCUUGGUUUAUUAACGAUUUCUUGGAAUAUUCACCUUGGUAUAUCCAGGGCGGCAUAAUUAGUAUCACGGCAGUUUUUUGGUUUUUUGUUCCGGUUUUGCGAAAGUACUCUUCUCUGGUGAUUCUGAUCUAUUUCUACUCAUAUGUCGUGUACUGGCACCUAUAUGAGAAGAAAUUUUUUACUAUUAAGUAUACAAAAGAGGAAUUUGGAAAAUGGUUUAAAAUAUCUAUCAUCUUAGUAGCGUUAUUCUCAAUUCUUGGAGAUGUUCCUCUUCGCAUGGUUCAUAUUUAUAACAGGUGGAGAUUGAAGAACGCUUUCUAUAUAUAUGAUGAGAAAAAUGUCAAGGAACAAUGCUGUUAUUGUUAUGAUCUUUUUCCUGGAGGCCACUGUUCAUCGUGUUGUUGUGCGACUUGCACGUGCCCACCCGAAUUCCCUGACGAGCCUAACGAGGGAGAGGUGACAUUGAAAGACUUAAAAGGAACAAAACCGGAGUAUAUCAGUAACAUGGUAGUAAAUAACUGGCGAAGAGAAUACGAUAGAGAAUAUUGUGUACUCACUAUGAGCUCGGAAGGUAUCACUGUGAUAGACAAACAACCGCAAAAUAAUCAAAGCCGAACAGAGCCACAACAGGAUCAAGAGAAUUUGAUAUUCAGAGAUGACUAUUUUAGAGACAUUUUGCAGCCAAGGGAUAUUAAACUGUCUUCAGCAAUGGCAAUGUCUGCAGCGGCUGUCUCGCCCCACCUUGGAAAGUAUAAGCCAGAAGAACAGAAGCUCACGCAUAUUCUGACCAUUUUGAACAUGGAGAUGGCUGCAAAUGUUGUUUAUAACAUGGCAGGUGAAAGACAUGCAUCUGAAGAUUGUAAAAGUAGCUGCUCUAAAAUUUGCCAUGUGUCAUGUUUGUAUAUCGCAAAUUUUAUCGUAGCGGUAAUAAUCGCCGUUGGAGGAAUUUUUCUAUGGGAGGCGUUGGAACCGCACACUAACAGUUUGUCUGUAUGCGUGACUGGAGGUGUAGUUGGAGGAAUCCUAUUACUGCUACUUAUCUUGCCGUUGAUUAUAAUAUGCAUAGACUUUUCUGGUUCCACAAAUUGCUCUGUUUGUUCAUUUUCAAGCCUAUCCGGAUGGCUCACUGUACAUCUGCCCGUUUAUCGUUUCCUUCUUUCCCUUUUACAUUUCAUCCACGAUGGUCCAAAACCACCAGCGAUGUUGCAUCUCAGUGAUGGCGGCCAUUUUGAAAACUAUGGUCUCUUACCUCUGUUAAAGUUGCGACUGCCGAAGAUUCUAGUCGCAGAUGGUUCCUAUAUUGAAUCGAACGAUGAUUACGCCAAGGAAAUUAUAGAGGUAAUGGAGCUAGCGCGUGAGUUGUUAGGCUGCUCUUUCACUGCAAUGGAUGGGGGAGAUGUGUUGGCUGAUAUAAGAAACAAGUAUGUCUACCCUCAGGUUGAAGUAGGUGCGAACCCCGAGAAUGUACAUCCUCAAAAAGUGUAUCAAAGAAUGUAUGAAUUUAAAGUUCGUUACCCCGAUAAAGGACCGUUCGAGGUGCGUGAAGGCCACAUUGUCCUUAUUGCGCCGCGUCAUCAGAACGAUGGCGAGAAAUCCGAUGAUUCGGUCACAUGGGAAACCGAAAAAGAAGAUCUUAAAAUAAACGAUUGGGGCUCGGGGCCCAUUCUUAGAGAAGAAGAUAUUUCUAAUUUUCCUGCAACAUCAUCCUGCUGUGAGAAGAGUCUUUUUCGUUGUUGUGCUAAAGGCUCAGCCUUUCCUCGUCAUUCAACUGCAAACCAGUUUUUUACACCUCAUCUGUUCAGUAUUUAUCACAGAGAAGGUUACAGAGCGUGUAUGAAAUGCGAUGAUUUUCUGAAACCACCCAAACGUACUACUCGUUUGCAUUCAAUCUAAAACACCCGUCGCGCAUAUGACUGCCAAAUGGAUCAAAUCGAAAUAUAAAACCCUACUUUAUAACCAUCGGAAAAAGCAUCAAGUUUAAUUAUAUUUUUCUUAAAUGAGGUCCAGGAUUCCACUGGGUCUGAACGUGAAACGAAUUUUAGGUAGAAACACUUGUAAAUUUGAAAUGAACGGUUAGUUAAUGCACAAAUGAAGAUUGAGGACCAUCAAUCUCAAUCAAGUUGACUCCAGGCAUAUACAAUUAAUAACAGCACGUUAAAUAUCCAUUUAAUAAAGAUAUUUAACAUUCAUUUUUUGUAAACUUACGUUCUGAUUGGUCGAUUUGUACCACGUGAGUAAAUGUUAUAUAACAACAACGCCACGGCAGUGCCGUUAUAGGAUUUAUUGCACGAUCAAAAUGGCGGCAAAAACAAAAAAUUUGCCGAACUGAGCGAAGAGAACGAAGAGGAAAUUAAUGUAAUUAUAGAUGAAUCCACACAGAAAAAUACUAAACGGGCAACCGCUUUGGGUGUUUUAGUAUUUAAAGAUAAGCAAGUGUUGUUUAGUUAAGUUUAAAAAUGAUACAAAGUCUUUACGAGUUUACUCAAAAUGAAUAUUAAAAGCAUUAGAGCACUCUUAUUUGUGCAUUAUCGGGUUUUACAUGCACUCCGUUCACAU
Dendronephthya gigantea is the source of this 3527-nucleotide messenger RNA. RefSeq lists its product as uncharacterized. Gene Ontology annotation, molecular function: calcium-dependent phospholipid binding; calcium ion binding. Gene Ontology annotation, cellular component: cytosol. Gene Ontology annotation, biological process: glycerophospholipid catabolic process. The record is from RefSeq and is a predicted model, not a curated record. The transcript has 9 exons. Lineage: Eukaryota; Metazoa; Cnidaria; Anthozoa; Malacalcyonacea; Nephtheidae. Bases 222 to 2864 code for a protein of 880 amino acids.